CAUACAUACGUACAUAUACAUAUAGAGAGAGAAAAAGAGAGGCUUCUUUAUCAUCUUCUUCCUGAGUCUACAUAGUGAGAGAGAAAAAAGAAAAAUUAUGAGGCUAGGUCUUGUUUUGUUUUGUCUGAAUUUCAUCUUUCUUUCUUUGUGUUGAAUUUUUAUAGGGUUUGCGGUUUUUUUGUCAAGUUUUCCCAUUUGAGAUUUGGGGGAAGUUGCCCUAUUCAAUUUUGAUCACACUUUUUUUUCGAUUUCUUUUACAUCUUAUACGAUUCUAGUUUCUGGGUUUUGUUAGAUUUGUGAUUUUGUAUAAAACCCAGUUUCAAUUUUCAAUCUGAAGCUCAGAUUGAUUCUAUAACGUAAAUUAUGAGGGCAGGAUUGAGUACUAUCCAGCAAACCCUAACGACGGAGGCGGCCACCGUCUUGAAUCAUUCAAUAGCAGAAGCUGGUCGUCGGAAUCACGGUCAAACGACGCCGCUCCAUGUCGCUUCCACGCUUCUUGCCUCUCCGACGGGGUUUCUCCGGCAAGCUUGCAUCCGGUCUCAUCCCAAUUCCUCCCACCCUCUCCAGUGCCGAGCGCUUGAGCUUUGCUUCAGCGUAGCGCUUGAACGGCUCCCCACCGCCUCGUCAUCUCCGGCGGUCACAGAGCCACCGAUUUCUAACGCCCUCAUGGCGGCUUUAAAACGGGCGCAAGCCCAUCAGCGACGUGGGUGCCCGGAGCAACAGCAACAACCGCUGUUAGCGGUGAAGGUGGAGCUAGAACAGCUAAUUAUAUCGAUACUUGAUGACCCGAGUGUGAGUCGGGUCAUGCGUGAAGCAAGCUUUUCGAGUCCGGCUGUUAAAGCUACAAUCGAACAGUCGAUAAGUAAUAACGUUUCCGGGAGUCAAUCAAAUUUGGGGAUCGGAUUCCGGCCAUCUCCGUCGCCGGCAACCACCCCUGUUUCAAUACCGAUAAACCGGAAUUUGUAUUUGAACCCACGGUUACAACAAGGGAAUCUUCAAAAGAACGAUGAAUCAACUCUAUCAUCAUCAUCAUCUUCUCCAAGGAAUCUUUAUUUAAACCCACGAUUACAGCAAGUUAAUCAGCAAAAGAACGACGAAACAUCAGCUCAAAGAAAUCCUUAUCUGAAUCCACGAUUACAGCAACAACAACAGGGGAACCCAAGUUUAAAUCCAUCAGGACACGAAAAGAACGAUGAUGUAAAAAGGGUUAUAGAGAUAAUGACAAAACCCAAGAAAAAGAAUCCAAUUCUAGUCGGCGAAUUGGGGCCUGAAGCAAUUCGUAAAGAGAUCUUGAGACGAAUAGAAAAUAAUGAAUUUUUAACAGAAGAACUGAAGAACGCUGAAGUGUUUUCAAUCGAGAAAGAGCUUGCAUCCAUGUCGGAUAAAUCACUAAUGCCCACGAAGAUCAAAGAAUUGGGCGAGCAAAUUGAUAAAAGAAUCGGGGUUUCCGAUAGCAGAGCAAUUAUAAUCGACGUAGCCGACCUCAAAUGGCUGGUUGAGCAACCACCGGCCACCAUUGUUUCUUCAGUUGGUCGUGAGGCGGUGGCGGAGAUGGCAAAAUUAGUCACAAAAUACAGUUCAGUCGCCGGAAAAGUGUGGUUGAUCGGAACAGCUACCUGCGAGACUUAUCUACGAUGCCAAGUUUAUCAUCCUUCCAUGGAAACCGAUUGGGAUUUACAAGCAGUUCCAAUUACAUCAAGAUCGCCUCUCCCUGGCAUGUUCCCAAGAAUGGGAAUAAAUGGGAUUAUGGGUACUUCAAUCGAGUCUUUAAAUCAAUUGAAGAACUUAUCAACCACCAUGAACACACCAAUAUCGAUGCAAAAACGUUUAUCAGAGAAUUUGGAUCCAAGCCGAAAGCCAGCCUGUUGUCCCACAUGUUCAAGCGAUUAUGAACAAGAGCUAGCAAAAUUAAAACAGGAAUCAGAAAAAUCUUCAUCAGAUAAGAGCAAUCUACCUCAAUGGAUGCAAAAUGCCAAAACCAAAGAUCAAUCUCAGAUCAAGGAUCAACAACUGGUUUUAAAACAUCAAGAAUUACAAAAGAAAUGGAGUGAUACAUGUUUGCGACUUCAUCCAAACUUUAAUCAAUCUCCAAGAUUAGAUCGAAUAGUCCCAAUGGUUGUACCUUUGACCGGGUCCUACAAACCGAACAUGCUUCUAAGACAAAUCCAGCCACGGCUCGAGCCACGGUUAGAGCCGCCAAGGAGCCCGGUUCGAACCGAAUUGGUUCUUGGACCGAAAAAAGAUUCAGAAACUCCGGUUAAAGAAAAUGAAGAUUUGACGGUUAAGGACCUCUUAGGUUGCAUCUCGUCCGAACCAGAACCCAAGAUUCAAGAUUUCCACAAGGGUAAAUUCGCCAAUUCAGCGGAUACGGAUUCAUUCAAGAAGCUUCUCAAGGGUUUAAUGAAGGCGGCAUGGUGGCAGCCGGAGGCGGCUUCCACCAUCGCCACCACUAUCACACAAUGUAAAGUGGAUUCCGGUACAAGAGGUUGUGUAUGGUUAUUGUUCGCGGGUCCGGACCGGGUCGGAAAGAUGAAAAUGGCAUCGGUUUUGGCUGACCACAUUUCCGGGUCGAACCCGAUCACAUUCGGGCUCGGGGCCCGCCGCGAUGAUGAAAUGGAUACGGGUUUUCGUGGGAAAACCGUGUUGGAUCGGAUCGUGGAAGCGGUUCGAAAAAACCCGUCUUCAGUGAUCGUCCUUUCGGAUAUCGAUGAAGCGGAUUUGUUAGUUCGUGGAAGUAUAAAACGGGCCAUGGAGAGAGGCCGGCUCGCGGAUUCCCAUGGGCGCGAGAUUAGCCUCGGGAAUGUUGUGUUUGUUCUCACGGGGAACUGGUUAACCGGGCACAUCGACCAGAAUCUAGUCGAUGAGCCGCGGUUAAGGUCGAUCGCGAGUCGAGAUUGGCAGCUGCGGCUCGCGAUUGGGGAAAAACGGUUCAAACGGAGAGCCGAUUGGUUGUCUGGGAAAGAUCGAGCCACGAAACCGAGAAAAGAAUCGGGGCUCGAUCUUUCCCUUGAUUUAAAUCUAGCCGUGGACUAUGAAGAAGAUCAUGAUCGAGCCGAUGGCUCGAUCAAUUCGAGCAAUUUGACCAUGGAUCAAGAAGAUGAAGGUCAACAUUAUGGUGCGAUUUCGGUGCCUCAUGAGCUUGUGGGCCCUAGCGAUGGUGCGGUUGUGUUUAGGCCGGUUAAUUUUGGGAGAAUUAGUCGGGAAAUUGAGAAAACCGUGAAGAAUGCGUUUUCGAGUACGGUUGAUGGGAAGGUGUCGAUUGAGGUUGAUGAGGCAGCGGUUGAGAAUAUUUUGGGUGGGUUGUGGUUCGGGCGGACAACUCUCGAGGAAUGGGCUGAGCAAGUACUGGUUCCAACCUUCCGCCAGCUCAAUAGACCGGUGGCGGCUCAUGGCGGCGAUGUGGUGGUUCGAUUGGAGUCUGAUCGUGAUUCCGUGGUGAGUGGUGGCGGCGAUUGGUUGCCUAGCAAAAUUGAGGUGGUGGUUGAUGGAAUAUGAAUGUGAAAUGCUUUUGGAGGGUGAAGGGUGUAAUUUGGAACUCUUCAAUUCACGUGGGACGAUAUAUGUAAAUAGUGGGAGAUAGGGAGGUAUAGUGAAACGUUUUGAAAAAGUGAGGACUGUUAAUAGAAAGUAAUGGUCGUCAUGUUUCCCCUUAUAAAACAUUUGUUAUUUUCUUUUUAAAUUUCGUAUAAAUAUUCAAAGUAAUUAUUACCUUUUCA
Molecule: messenger RNA, 3716 nt
Organism: Lactuca sativa (garden lettuce)
Lineage: Eukaryota; Viridiplantae; Streptophyta; Magnoliopsida; Asterales; Asteraceae
Product: Double Clp-N motif-containing P-loop nucleoside triphosphate hydrolases superfamily protein
Molecular function (GO): ATP binding; ATP hydrolysis activity
Source: RefSeq, a predicted model, not a curated record